AUGGAGACCAGUCUCUUUGAAAAUCUCCGACUUCCGUCGGUUCCGCUUCCAGUAAGCAACGCAACCCAUACAUAUCAGUCGCCUGUGCCGACGAAAGUGCUCGAGUCGCCCGACGAGCCGGUGAUCUUGGGAGUUGACGAGGCGGGAAGAGGCCCUGUUUUGGGACCUAUGGUUUAUGGAAUCGCGUACUGUUUGAAAGAAUAUACCAGUGAUCUUAAGUCUGUGUAUGGAUUUGCAGACUCCAAGACCCUCACAGUGGAACGAAGAGACCAGCUGAUGAAAUCCAUCAUCGAGCCAGACGGAGACCUGUGUCAGAACGUGGGAUGGGCCACCACCACAAUGACCGCGCGAGACAUUUCGAGCGAAAUGCUCAAGCCAAGGCUAAUUGGCAAUAUUAACCUCAACGAGCAAGCGCACGAGGCGACGAUCAAGCUGAUUCAGGGGGUUCUAGACCAGCAAGUCAAUUUGAAAGAAGUUUACGUGGACACUGUUGGGCCUCCAGACUCGUACCAGCGCAAACUAAGCAGCAGAUUCCCUGGUGUCAAAGUGACGGUGACCAAAAAGGCCGACAGUUUGUUCCCUAUCGUGUCGACCGCGUCCAUUGUGGCCAAAGUGACCAGAGACUGCAGUUUAUACCAUCUGGCCGACGGAACAGACUGGGGGUCCGGGUACCCCUCCGACCCACGCACGUCGCAAUGGCUCAACUCGAACGUGCAUCCCGUGUUUGGCUGGAACUCCAUGGUGCGCUUUUCAUGGCAAACCUCGCGCGACGCUCUGGUCAAAAGCGGUGCUGUUCCGAUGGUCCUGCUGCUGGGAAGUCGUAUUUUGUAA
Messenger RNA from Ogataea haglerorum, 831 nucleotides. RefSeq lists its product as uncharacterized. Gene Ontology annotation, molecular function: RNA binding; RNA-DNA hybrid ribonuclease activity. The record is from RefSeq and is a predicted model, not a curated record. The transcript is spliced from 2 exons. Gene Ontology annotation, biological process: mismatch repair; DNA replication, removal of RNA primer. The coding region runs from base 1 to 831 and encodes 276 amino acids. Lineage: Eukaryota; Fungi; Ascomycota; Pichiomycetes; Pichiales; Pichiaceae. Gene Ontology annotation, cellular component: ribonuclease H2 complex.